CGGAUCUCUUCUAUUUGACCGAGAUGUUUUUGCUCGGUCUCGCGAGAUGACGCCGAGUUGAGUAUAUAUAUAAUACUACACACCUUCGCUUUCUUGCAUACAUAACUUGCAGACUACAUCGUCUACUAGUAACACUUGUCUGUCCAUAGUUUGAUUCGCUACCUAUCGUUCUUGGUAUUAUGGGGGCGUUACGCUCCUUUGUUAUUCUCGGAACUCUUGUGUCUCCAGCUCUUUCCACCGCAGUUCCGCUUACACGACCCCGAGCGGUUGCAGGUCAAGGUUGGUCACUGCAGUCGGGAACAUGUCCUGCCGAUACAAAAUCCUGCGGUAACGAGUCUUGCUGCCCUUCGACGUCAAACUGCCAAGCUACCGGGAAUGGUGAAGUGGAAGCCUGCUGCCCUACUACAAGUAAUUGCCGAGGCAGUGUUGAGGGUGCACCAAGUUGCGCGAGCGCUGCUUGGUCGUUAUGGACGGGAAGCUUUGGGAAUGGAUUUUGCUGCGAAGUCGGUUUGACUGGAGCCUUUGUUAACGGAGGAUCGGUUGCCGGUAUUUGCGUGACCUCUGUUCCUUCCGGAUACUCUAUGGCUUCGCUGGUUAGCAAAGGAACGGGAACUCCGGUUACUUCUACCCCUCCAACGUCGUCAACUUCAUCAUCUGCCCAGACGACGACUAAAGCAAGUUCUACAAAGUCGACUACUUCUGGACCAACAUCAACUACAGUGCCGAGAGCGGUAUUCGCUCACUAUAUGGUCGGAUCGAUGACGGCAGCAGAAGCUGUGCAGGAUGUUACAGAUGCAAAAGCAGUAGGCUUCGACGCUUUUGCUCUGAACACUCAUGAUAUCACAGAUCCCUGGGCUCUGGAAGCGAUAGGGUACCUGUUUGAUGCCGCUGACCAAUAUGGCUUCAAGCUAUUUAUGUCGUUUGACAUGAGCUGGCAUACUAUCUCUCCAUCGCAGAUCCCAUCGUUCUUGCUCAACUACACUUCUCGCGCUUCUUAUUACACCAUUUCCGGCAGGCCUCUCGUGAGUACUUACGAUGGUGGCUUCAUUGCAAACUCCGACUGGCUCUUGGGCUUUAAGCAGCCACUAACGGCCCAAGGCAUCAACCCAUACUUUAUUCCCAACUUUGGCGACUGGAGUGGCUGGCCGAGUAACUUUUUUUCAACUUAUACUGUUGCCGAUGGUGUCUUCAGCUGGGAGUCUGCGUGGCCUGCUCCAGGUACCACCAUAUCCAAUGUAUCUGAUAGCGUUGAUCAGAAUCUUCUCCAGCAAGCACGGGCCGCUGGUAAAGUAUUUUUGAUGCCUGUGUCCAGUUUCCAGUUCAAAUAUCUUGGCCCUGGCCAAGACUGGUACCGCAUUGGAGAAGUCAACUUGCCACAGCGAUUCGAACAAGUGCUGGAUUUGCAACCAGAUUUGGUAGAGCUAAUUACCUGGAAUGACGCAGGAGAAGGGCAUUAUAUCGGAAACUUUUUCCAGGGACAAAUCGAUGGCUCAACAAUUGGCAACUACGCCAAUGGAUUCGAUCAUACAGGUUGGCAACAGCUGGUGUCACCAUUCAUCAGGGCAUACAAAGGCGGCACAGCUACAAGUGGCAGUCAGAUCCUGCCUCCAGGAUCGGGUCCUGUGGGCUCAUUAUGGUAUCGCACACUGCUGACCAGCGCCAGCUGUUCAUCCACGAUUCAGAAUUACCAACAGGGCCAAGACACGGUUAACUUCGCUGUCCUGUUGCCCUCAAGUGGGUACACGAUCAAAGUGUAUAGUAAUAACGGGCUAAUUGGCAGCUUUGCUGGCACUGUUGGGCUCAAUUACCGCGCUGUGCCUGGGCUGAGCGUUGGUGGCGGGCAGUAUAUCCAAAUUGUGAAUAGCGCUGGUUCUGUGGUUGCAUCGGCCACGGGUACGAAGCAGGUGGCGGCCCAGAGUUCUAACGCUACCUGUAACUGGAAUUACGAGGUCGUUGGCCUCUCAUAGGUCAUUUUGUUCCUCAAUAGAAUAAAGUCGAAAUGUUGAGGACCAGGCUCAUG
Messenger RNA from Trichoderma asperellum CBS 433.97, 2020 nucleotides. RefSeq lists its product as uncharacterized. The record is from RefSeq and is a predicted model, not a curated record. NCBI's taxonomy places the organism in Eukaryota, Fungi, Ascomycota, Sordariomycetes, Hypocreales, Hypocreaceae. Gene Ontology annotation, molecular function: glucan endo-1,3-alpha-glucosidase activity.